AUGUAUUUUUUGUUGCACAGUACAUUUUUUGUUAACUGCCUCGGUGGUGUAGAGCCUAACAUGUACGACUGCAUACCCGGAGGUCCUGAGUUCAAGUCCCGGGUCGAGCCAAGUUUAGUUAUUGAGUCUUUCUGUAUAUGUGGCUCAGUAACAGCCCGGAGUUGGGAAGUUGGCGGUAUUUUACUCCCGUGCCUCGGAGAGUACGUAAAGGCGUCGGUCCUGCGCCUUAACUCUCACCAGUCGUGUCGAGUAGUCGUGCCACCGGAGUAUGGUCGUCGUGGCCGGAAUCGGUCAGGAGGACAA
Messenger RNA from Brenthis ino (lesser marbled fritillary), 303 nucleotides. The record is from the annotation of a GenBank genome assembly. Lineage: Eukaryota; Metazoa; Arthropoda; Insecta; Lepidoptera; Nymphalidae.